Molecule: messenger RNA, 1128 nt
Organism: Tetrapisispora phaffii CBS 4417
Lineage: Eukaryota; Fungi; Ascomycota; Saccharomycetes; Saccharomycetales; Saccharomycetaceae
Exons: 1
Coding region: 1-1128 (375 amino acids)
Biological process (GO): G2/M transition of mitotic cell cycle; regulation of cyclin-dependent protein serine/threonine kinase activity
Cellular component (GO): cyclin-dependent protein kinase holoenzyme complex; cytoplasm; centrosome
Molecular function (GO): cyclin-dependent protein serine/threonine kinase regulator activity
Source: RefSeq, a predicted model, not a curated record
AUGGAAAAUAUUGAAAUCAUAAUCACAUCCCCAGAAAGUGAAAACUCAAAAGUAAGACUAGCACAACCUGCUAGCUUCAAAUCAUCCAAUGACGAUUUCAGUGCAACUGUAAGACAAUGCAAAGAAAACAUAAUUAAAAAUAAUUUAACUGCAUCGUUAGCAACUAAGAAAAGAAAUUAUAUUCAUAAAACGACACAUGCAGCAACAUUCACUAAAGACAAAAAAUCAUCCAAUGCUAUUGAAACCGAAAUAACAAAACGUGAAUCCCUUUUGAGGAGCAUUAAAAAUAAAGAUAUAACACUUGUAAAUGAAUAUUCUGAUGAUAUUUUUGAAUAUUUGUACCAACACGAAUUAAAUAACUUACCAACUCAUAACUAUUCAUUAGCACCGGACUCACAAUAUUAUAUGCGUCCUGCAAUGAGAGCAAUCUUAGUGGAUUGGUUAGUCGAAGUUCAUAACAGAUUUGAAUACACUACAGAAACUUUACUUCUCGCUAUCAAUUUAUUUGAUCGUUUUCUAUCUCAAAAUAAAGUGACAAUGAGUAAAUUGCAAUUACUUGCUAUUACCUCAUUAUUUGUCGCUGCAAAAUUUGAAGAAGUAAAUUUACCCAAAGUUGUCAAUUAUUCAUACUUGACUGAUGGUGCUGCCACAGAAGAAGAUAUAAUUACAGCGGAAAAAUUCAUGAUUCAAUCUUUAAGAUUUAAUAUAAGUUCUCCAAGUCCAGUAAGUUUCAUGAAGAGAAUCUCAAACUCAGAUGAUUUGACUGAUCCUAGCAACAUGGAUUCGAUUAGUCAAUUUUUAAUCGAAUACACAACUUGUUCUUCAAAAUUUAUUGAUUUGAAACCUUCCCUAGCUAGUAGCAUGUCAAUGUACAUUGCAAGAAAAAUUAACUUACAACAUUCAGUAUGGGAUGAUCAAAUCAAAAAAUUAAGUGGAAACAUAGAUGCAAUGAAUGAUAAACAAUUCCAAAAUUUGUGCAAAGAAUUGAUUAUGGAAAUUGUCACACCUUCAACAAAACUAACUGCAUUGACAAAUAAAUUUCAAACAUCAACCUACAAUGAAGCAUAUAAAAAAAUUGAAAAUUGGUGUCAACAUCAGAUCUCAAAAGAUUUUGCAAAGUUAUUCUAA